Nilaparvata lugens (brown planthopper) is the source of this 1433-nucleotide messenger RNA. RefSeq lists its product as uncharacterized. The transcript is spliced from 4 exons. Bases 184 to 1338 code for a protein of 384 amino acids. Lineage: Eukaryota; Metazoa; Arthropoda; Insecta; Hemiptera; Delphacidae. Gene Ontology annotation, cellular component: membrane. Gene Ontology annotation, biological process: sensory perception of taste. The record is from RefSeq and is a predicted model, not a curated record.
ACUAAAUUAAAAAAAUUACAAAAUAUUUGGAAAAGAAAUGAAAUUUUCCCAUAAAAUAAAAUAUUCUUUCUCCGUGCACAAUAAAUAACUCAACUUGGGAAAGGCUCAACAAAAUAUUUUUCUAAAAAAAUAUAAAAAUAUAUAAACAUUUUUGAAGUUUUCUCAUCCACUUUGAAUACGAAAAUGGGGGAUGCCGAAAUUCUAGGCUCGGUCCAGAAAAUGUUCAAAUACGGCCGAGUGUUCGGCCACAAUCCUUGGCAGAUCAACGAAUCAUACGAAAUGAAAUUGGAACUUCUGCCCUCUUUAUACUCAGCGUUUGUAGUGUGCCUGUUAGCUUUCAACUUUGCUUACCUCUCAAUUUGGCUCUUCAUUGUCAAAUCCGAAGAGGGCACACUCAACUCACUCGAAACUAUGUACUACUACUACAAGAUAAUGGAAGGCUUUACAUCGUUACUAUCGUUCACUUACUACAUAAGAGGAUAUCACAGAAUGGUUGUUAGACUCAGAUUAUUUUUCAAAUGUACACAACUGAUAAAAAAAUAUCAGAUACCUCUUGAGGUUGACUCUGACGAGCAACAUUAUAUUCUACUAAUAUUCGUUGGAAUUCUGUAUGUGACAAUUCUGAUCGCUGACUUUUUCAUAUGUAUUUAUUGGAAUAACGUCGAUUUAACCGUAACUUCUUGGUUGUUGGGUAUAUUUACAAUACUUUUCAACAGGUUCAGUCUAGUUCAGUUCAUAGUGAUUUUCGAUUUCAAUGGAAAACUUUUCUCGGCUUUCAACCGUGAAAUUAGGAAUAUUAACACUCGCAAACAUAACAUCAAUGAUGAGGGGGAAACAAUAUUCUUCACAGCUAAAGAACGAGUGAGAACUGUGUUUUAUCUUUACGAUACAUUUGUGUACAUGGUAGAACAGGGUAUCAUUGACAGCAAUAUUCUCAUUUUGUCUCAAAUACUUUCCAGUAUUAUAGGGUUGACCGGGUUUUUGUAUUCGAAUUUUGUGCUGAUUAUUAAUUAUGUGUUUAAAAAUGAGGAAUUUCAGUGGCUGAUAUUCGUCCAGAGCCUGUAUUGGUCGGUGUUUAUUUUCGCCACCAUUGCUAUUAUGAUUUUUACUAGUAGUCAUAGUGUGGAAGUGUGUAAUGACAUGGCAAUGGCAAUACAUGAAGUACUUUGUGAAGAAGAUUCAUUUCUUAUAGCUGAUGAGUUGGAAAAUUUUUCGUUACAACUGCUGCAUAAGAAAAUCGAUGUCUCUGUUUUUGGAUUAUUUCAAAUUGAUUCACAUCUUCUUGGAUCGAUGAUAGUAGCUACAAUAACGUUCCUCGUCAUUCUGAUCCAGUCUUAAAUUCAAUUUAAGAUCCUAUAUAUAUAUUGCAGCGAUAGUUGAAAAAUUCUUAUAAAAAUUGAAGUUUUCUAGUGUUUUUUGUCUUCAAAUUAUAA